This is a messenger RNA of Pollicipes pollicipes, 841 nucleotides long. RefSeq lists its product as uncharacterized. The transcript is spliced from 3 exons. Bases 26 to 730 code for a protein of 234 amino acids. The record is from RefSeq and is a predicted model, not a curated record. NCBI's taxonomy places the organism in Eukaryota, Metazoa, Arthropoda, Thecostraca, Pollicipedomorpha, Pollicipedidae.
ACAUUCUGUUAAGGCGUACCAAACAAUGCAGGAUCCUAAGCGCAAGGAGGCGGCGGCUGGUGACCUCUUUUGGAAGUCGAAGGUCAUGCACAAGACACUCACGGCGUGUGUUCAAGUGGCGUGCAACGCAGAGAGCGCCCGUGACCAGCUGGCCUGGGCCGACAAAAUGGGCAAAAUCAUGAACUCCAUGAUGGCAAUCUUCAGAAUCAUGGACGACCUGAAGCAAAAUCUAUCCAAAGAAAGAGCAUUGACAAGAACUCUCACUUCCGUGAUGCAAAAACACGGCCACGGAGACAUGUACGACCUCAAAGACAUGGAGUCGUGUGGAGACGAGGCAGACAUAGCCCUGCUGCUGGCGCGUGCCAACGUGGGCGCUCAGCAGCCGGCCGACGCUGGCUCGUCCCCCAGCCGCUGGAGCUGGCUACAGGGCAAGCGCACCUGGCUGCUGCUGGUCGGCGGUGGCGCGCUGCUUGGCUGCUCGCUCUGGCUAGCGCUGACCGAGCGGUGGCCGGCCGAGGCGCUGGUCGGCCUGCUCCGGCUGCCGGUCACCCUGCUGGCCGCGCUCGGCCUGACACGCGGCGCAGAGCCCGGCCUCUGGGAGACGGCCCAGCUGUGGCUGGCUAGCAUGGUGUACGGCGUGCUCUGCUGGCUGCCUGGCAUUUGCAGCAGCGGCGAGCCUGUCAGCGCCGGCUCGCUCUGGACGCUGGCGCAGAAGUUGUCGCCCCUCUGAGGCCCUGGCCGCCAUUACACCGCCUCACUGGGGAAUGACGUGACUGACACUCACACAAAGUCCUUGUUCUUCCUCGUCCGGCUACCUAGUAAUAAAUUUGUCGUUGCUUUU